GUGCCGGGCUUGGUAAACGCCGCCCUGGGCCGGGAGGUGCUGGCGUCCAGCACGUGCGGGCGGCCGGCCACUCGGGUCUGCGACGCCUCUGACCCACGGCGGGCACACCCCGCCGGCCUCCUGACCUCUGCGGGGGGACCCGCCAGUCCUCUGUGCUGGCGCUCGGACUCACUGCCUCGGGCACCCCUCAACGUGACCCUCACGGUGCCCCUGGGCAAGGCCUUCGAGUUGGUCUUCGUGAGCCUGCGAUUCUGCUCAGCGCCCCCAGCCUCGGCGGCCCUGCUCAAGUCGCAGGACCAUGGCCGCAGCUGGGUCCCCCUGGCCUUCUUCUCCUCCCACUGCGGCCUGGACUACGGCCGUGCACCGGCCCCGACUGACGGCACCGCUGGCCCAGGGCCUGAGGCCCUGUGCUUCCCAGCACCCCAGGCCCAGCCCGAUGGUGGCGGCCUCCUGGCCUUCAGCGUGCAGGACGGCAGCCCACCGGGCCUGGAUCUGGACAGCAGCCCAGUGCUCCAAGACUGGGUGACUGCCACAGACAUCCGCAUAGUGCUCACCAGGCCUGGCCUGCCGGGGGACGCCAGGAACUCAGAGGUCACGGUCCCCUAUUCCUAUGCAGCCAUGGACCUCCAGGUGGGUGGGCGCUGCAAGUGCAACGGGCACGCCUCACGGUGCCUGCUGGACUCCCAGGGACACCUGGUCUGCGACUGCCGGCACAGCACCGAGGGCCCCGACUGCGGCCGCUGCAAGCCUUUCUACUGCGACAGGCCCUGGCAGCGGGCCACGGCCCGCGAAUCACACGCCUGCCUUGCUUGCUCCUGCAACGGCCAUGCACGCCGCUGCCGCUUCAACAUGGAGCUGUACCGACUGUCUGGCCGCCGCAGUGGGGGCGUCUGCCUGAACUGCCGGCACAACACUGCAGGCCGCCACUGCCACUACUGCCGGGAGGGCUUCUAUCGAGACCCGGGCCGUGCGCUGAAUGACCGUCGUGCCUGCAGGGCCUGUGACUGUCACCCCGUGGGUGCUGCUGGCAAAACCUGCAACCAGACCACAGGCCAGUGUCCUUGCAAGGACGGCGUCACUGGCCUCACCUGCAACCGCUGUGCCCCUGGUUUCCAGCAGAGCCGCUCCCCAGUGGCACCCUGUGUUAAGAUCCCUGUCCCUGGACCCACUGAAGAGAGCAGUCCUGUGGUGCCCGAGGACUGUGACUCGCACUGCAAACCCGCCCACGGCAGCUACCGCAUCAGCCUGAAGAAGUUCUGCAGGAAGGACUAUGGACGACACCUGUCGUCCUCCUCACCCGGGUGUCCCGCGGGUGCCCCUUGGCCGUGGCCGCUGUGCCGGGCGGCAGCUCGCCCGGCCGUGCCCCGGGAGCUGAAGCAGGGGCCUUAG
This is a messenger RNA of Carlito syrichta (Philippine tarsier), 1389 nucleotides long. It is a transcript of the gene NTN3, whose product is annotated as netrin 3. The transcript has 6 exons. Lineage: Eukaryota; Metazoa; Chordata; Mammalia; Primates; Tarsiidae. The annotation marks the transcript as partial. The record is from RefSeq and is a predicted model, not a curated record.